Knipowitschia caucasica is the source of this 441-nucleotide messenger RNA. The record is from the annotation of a GenBank genome assembly. NCBI's taxonomy places the organism in Eukaryota, Metazoa, Chordata, Actinopteri, Gobiiformes, Gobiidae.
AUGGACACACUGCUCCUCCUCCGCUCCCCUUUGUACCCCUCUCACCGUCUCAGAGCGGCGAGUGAAGAAGACGCAUCCUUCUUCACUCAAAUCCUGUCAAAGAGCGCCGUGAGGAUGCAGAUUUGGGACCACAAUGGCAGAACGAAAACUGUGCCCCUCGACACUUAUCAAACCUUUGUACCCAACACUGAUGAGGCAGAGAGGGCAGCUCUCAGACCUGUGGUCCCCACGCUCUGCACGCCCUGCUCAGUGCACUGCCCAACAGGCUCACUUCCAGCCGGCUGCAAAGUUUGGGGCCAGACUGAUGUAAAGCAGCAGGACAGACGCAGCUGCACUAUUAGCAUACGCCAAACGCUAUUGCUCAUCACCUCCAGCGGCUACAUCAUCAGCGGGGGUCCUCGCCAUCAGAGACCCUCCUUCUACAUCUUCAGUGACCAUUAG